AUGGUUCCCCGUGCCUGUGGAUCUUGCUGGGCCUGUGCGACCGUCAGCGCACUUUCGGAUCGGAUUCGUAUCGCCAAAUUUAAGAAGACCGGCCAUCUAGAUGCAGAAGUGGUGUUGUCGCCUCAAGUACUACUCGAUUGCGGAAUGCGUUCCUUUGGGUCGUGUCGCGGUGGAGAUCCUCGAUACGCUCACGAGUGGAUCUAUGAGAAUGGCAUCGUGGACUCGACGUGCAGUCCAUAUAUUGCAGCACACCCGUCAUGGAUAGGCAAGUACGGCACGCUAAAUUUCACGACGCCGGAAGAAUUUCAAUUGGAAGCAAUGAACGAAAUUUACCAUCGUGGUCCGAUCGUUGUGAGUUUAUACUCGCUGACACCAGAGUUCAAACAAUAUAAAGGAGGAUACAUCUUACGAGACUCCGGCGAGUACCCCGGAACGACUCUUGUCGUGAGUAUUGUUGGCUGGGGAGCAGACAAUAAGACCGGAGUCAAAUUUUGGGCUGUACGCAACUCGGUGGGCACUCAUUGGGGUGAUCGCGGUUACUUCUUCAUCGAACGGGGCACUAACACCUUUAACAUCGAAAACAAAGGUGCGUGGGCCGUGCCCAUCGUGUAG
This is a messenger RNA of Phytophthora infestans T30-4, 612 nucleotides long. RefSeq names its product cathepsin, putative. Lineage: Eukaryota; Oomycota; Peronosporomycetes; Peronosporales; Peronosporaceae. Bases 1 to 612 code for a protein of 203 amino acids. Gene Ontology annotation, molecular function: cysteine-type endopeptidase activity. The transcript has 2 exons. The record is from RefSeq and is a predicted model, not a curated record. Gene Ontology annotation, cellular component: lysosome.